UUAUAGCAAUUAGGUUAGGUAGGAUUUUAAAAAAAAAUCUUGGAACUUUGAUUUUUAAUAUAUAGAUAGAGAUACUUCAUAAACAAAAAGAAACAAAGAAAUAGGAAGAUGAAUAGGGUCGAUGGAGAAAGGGAGGAGUGGAGAAGAGAAGUAAAUGGUUUGUUCUGGAUAGAGCGUUUGUUUCUCUUUCUGGUUUUCGUAUUUCCCACAUACGUCUGUGGCCUCAUCGUCCCUCUCAUUCUCUCCACUACUCUUUUGGCUUUACCCUUCUUCUUAUUCUUCAACCCUAAUCUCUCUUCCGUUGGACCCUCUGGUAUUGGUGGAUUCUGGUUAUUUCUAUUGGACCGCACCACGUUUUACUUAGGCCUCGAGUAUUCCAAACUGUUGGUUGGAGGCUUUGAGCUCACCUUCCUUUGGCGUCUCACCCUUUCCCUCUCCCUCGUGAUCCAUUCCAUCUACAUCGCUGACUACUUCCUUAGAUCUCAUCAAGCCGUACUACCUCCUCCUCAAUCUCGCAAUGUUGAGACUCCGAUUUUCUCCGAUGAAGGUGACUUCCACAAGGAAGUGGAGAAGGUGAAUGUUUUAGUAGAAAACGGGAAGAAGAUGAUGACAUCUAUGGAGCACAUGGUUCACUCAGGUCUUGAAACUCUUAGAAGAGAGUGGAGAGAGUUUCGUGAUGAUGGGAAGAAGGAGAUGAACAUACAAGUGGAUAUCGUGGAGCAUAUGAUCUGCUCAAAGCUUGAAACUCUGAAAGACAACAUGCGCCUCAAUGUUGAUGAGAUCUGGACUGGUCUCCUAGAUGACCUGAGAUCUAUAGUCGCCGAGGACAUCACAGCUUUGAGACAAGAUUCUGUCACCGACCAACUCGACAAGAUCUACCUUGCCAUCCAAGAAACCGCCAAAGAAGCGAAGACUACAGGUGACAAGGCCCAAGAGACCUACCUUGCCAUGCAAGAAACCGCCAAAGAAGCGAAGACUACAGGCGACAAGGCCCAAGAGUCCUACCUUGCCAUGCAAGAAACCUACAAAGAAGCGAAGACUACAGCCGACAAUGCCCAAGAGACCUACCUUGCCAUCCAAGAAACUUACAAAGAAGCGAAUACUACAGCCGACAAAGCCCUUGAGACCUACCUUAUCUUCCAAGAAGGCCAAAACAAGAGACGGAUGAUAAGGGGGGAGGAUGUAGAGGGGUUUGUUGAGCUGAGGGAGCAAGUGCUGCGAAUGUCGGUGGAAGCGGAGAACGCAGCGGAGGAGCAGUCUCGUGUAACAGGAGAGUUGGUGGAUGCUCGGAUUCAGCAAUGGGAGGAGGACAAUGCCGACUAUCUUGCCUCCCUUCCGUUCUUGUAUUGCAAUCAGCAUAAUUAAUAUUAUAUGAUUUGAUUUCAUUGUCUCUUUCCUUUCUUGGUUUUUAUGGAGCUUGUUGGUUAAGUUUUAGUAACUAAAAUAAUUUAAUUAUUGCUUCUGAUAAUAUUUUUGAUAUA
Molecule: messenger RNA, 1481 nt
Organism: Brassica napus (rape)
Lineage: Eukaryota; Viridiplantae; Streptophyta; Magnoliopsida; Brassicales; Brassicaceae
Exons: 3
Coding region: 109-1365 (418 amino acids)
Source: RefSeq, a predicted model, not a curated record